Molecule: messenger RNA, 1908 nt
Organism: Chlorella variabilis
Lineage: Eukaryota; Viridiplantae; Chlorophyta; Trebouxiophyceae; Chlorellales; Chlorellaceae
Exons: 17
Coding region: 1-1908 (635 amino acids)
Biological process (GO): proteolysis
Molecular function (GO): serine-type endopeptidase activity
Source: RefSeq, a predicted model, not a curated record
AUGGGUGUGUACCAGCAGUACUUCUACUACACUCGCACCGAGGAGGGGCAGCAGUACGCGGUGCACUGCCGGCGGAAGCUGCCGGCCGGCGCGGGGCUGCCCAGCGAGCAGGACGCCGUUGACGAGUCUGUGCCAGAGGAGGUUCUGCUGGAUGAGAAUGCGGAGGCCAGGGCGCACAAAUUUUACAUGGUGGCGGGCUUCCAGGAGUCGCCAGACCACAGGCUGGUGGCGUGGGGGGAGGACACGAGCGGCAACGAGAAGUACACGCUUCGGGUGCGGGAGGUGGGCAGCGGGCGGGAGGUGCUGUCGCAGCCCAUCCCCGACACCGCGGGCAACUUUGCCUUUGCCAACGACAACCGCACCCUGUUCUACGUGACCAAGGACAAGCUGGACAGGCCGUUCAAGGUGUGGCGCCACGUCAUCGGCACCUCCCCCGCCCAGGACGUGUGCGUGUACCACGAGCAGGACGAAUCCUUCUACAUCGGCAUCGGCCGCAGCCGCACCGAGCGGCUGCUGUACAUCCACGCGGGCUCCGCCGUCACCAGCGACACCCGCUACCUGAGCGCGGACGAGCCGCUGGGGGAGUGGCGGGUGGUGCUGCCGCGGCGGAGCGAGGUGGAGUACUCUGUGGAGGACCGGGGGAACCACUUCUUCAUCACCAUCAGGGACCAGGAGCGUCCCAACAGCGAGCUGCUGGUGGCCCCCAUGGCCGACCCCACAGCCACGCAGGUGCUGCUGCCGCACCGCGAGGCGGUGAAGCUGGAGCACGUGGAGGCCAGCCAGGACUUCCUCGUCAGCUUUGAGCGGCGGGAGGGCCUGCAGCAGGCCGUCGUGUACAAGCUGCCGGGCGACGGCGGCAUGCCCACGCAGCUGGGGGAGGGGGAGCCGAUCAAGUUUGAGGAGCCGGCGUAUGAGCUGAGCUGCGGCGCGCAAGGCGACUUUGGCUCCCCGGUACUGCGCAUGCACUACUGCUCCCUGCGCACACCCGACCAAACCAUCGACUACAACAUGGCUACGGGGGCCCGGGCGGUGAAGAAGGUGCAGCCCGUGCUGGGCGGCUUCGACCCCGCCCGCUACGCCACCGAGCGGCUGUGGGCGUCCGCGCCCGACGGCACCCGCGUCCCCAUCUCCCUCGUCUACCGCACAGACCUGGCGAGGCUAGACGGCAGCGACCCCAUGCUGCUGGACGCCUACGGCAGCUACGAGAUGCCCAACGACCCCGACUUCCGCUCCUCCCGCCUCUCGCUGCUGGACAGGGGCAUCACCUUUGCCAUCGCCCACGUGCGGGGGGGAGGCGAGAUGGGGCGGCGCUGGUACGAGGACGGCAAGUACCUGCGCAAGAAGAACACAUUCACCGACUUCAUCGCCUGCGCGGAGCACCUGGUGGCGCACAAGUACACCUCGCCGCAGAGGCUGUGCAUAGAGGGGCGGUCGGCCGGCGGGCUGACGAUGGGCGCUGUGGUCAAUAUGCGGCCUGACCUCUUCUGCGCCGCCAUCCUGGGGGUGCCCUUUGUGGACUGCCUGACCACCAUGCUGGAUGAGACCAUCCCGCUCACGGUGAUAGAGUGGGAGGAGUGGGGCAACCCGCAGCAGAAGGAGUUCUACGACUACAUGAAGAGCUACAGGCAAGUGGGCGAUGCAGCCUACCCACACAUGCUGGUGCUGGCGGGGCUGCACGACCCUCGCGUGGGUGAGUUUGUGGCCAAGGUUCGGGAGCUGCGCACUAACAGCAACCUGCUGCUGCUGAAGUGCGACAUGGGGGCUGGCCACUUCAGCCAGAGCGGGCGGUUUGACCGGCUCAAGGAGCUGGCCGUUGAGUUUGCUUUCCUGCUCAAGGUGCUGGGCAUGCAGGACGUGCCGCUGCAGCCCAGCGGGCCGGCGGCGGCGGUGGGAGCAGGGGAUAAGUGA